Messenger RNA from Paramacrobiotus metropolitanus, 1885 nucleotides. RefSeq lists its product as uncharacterized. Gene Ontology annotation, molecular function: protein binding. The record is from RefSeq and is a predicted model, not a curated record. NCBI's taxonomy places the organism in Eukaryota, Metazoa, Tardigrada, Eutardigrada, Parachela, Macrobiotidae. The transcript is spliced from 3 exons. The coding region runs from base 1 to 1710 and encodes 569 amino acids.
AUGUCGAGCGGAAUCUAUCGAUGGAACACCGUCAACGUCCUGGACGAUGGCGACCGUGUCUGCUACGGACGCGUUGUGGAUGUGGCCUGUAACGGCCUACACCUUGAUCUUCUCUAUCCCAAUCACCAGCGCGAUUUUUUCCCUUUCUCCAGGAUUUUCAAGCAUUGUGCUCCGGUUUACCCUCCACCGCUCCUAACUGAUCUAGGCGCUGUGUAUGCGACAGCGGGUGCCACCAUUCCUGUUGAAGUGCUGAUGCGUGAAAAUGCUUCUGCUCCAUGGGUCUGGUUCUCCGCUGAGAUAAUCAAUCUGGUCCAGCAUAACGUCCCCCAUUCGUCGCCCCAUGUGGCCAUCGUCCGCUGGGGAGCAAAUCUGACCCGAACGGAUAUUGUGCGCGUUGAGCGCAUUCGCUGGAGGGUACCUGCUGCCUGGUUUGCCAACCACGAACGAGAUCGCGUCGAUGUCCCGUCUCAUGAUCGAUCUACAAUCUUGAAGCAGGUCAGCAAAGAGAUGUUUCUCCAGCAUAGCGUGCCAUUACCGAAAAAUUGCUGCUUGAUCCCGGCGGCCGUUGUUCUGGAAAAAGCCACGGGUACACUGAAAUCGUCAGGAUGUCGGGAAUGGACAGCCUCGUUUGUGGAUGUUGUUAAUGGGCAUUUGGUGUACAUUGCGCACAGGACAUCCACUGGCCCGUUGAAGCAGCCUACUAUGAGCUAUUUGGCGCGUAUCAACACUACGCUGUUUAAGCGUCUGUCGCGCAUGAGUUGGCGUUCAUCCGCAGCAUCUGCCCCAUCCAAAUCAGAGGCCGAAGCCAGUCGAUUGCCGUUGGAGUUGUGGUCGGAGGUCUUGUCCCAUCUGGGCACAUGGACGCAGAACAAGCUGCGGUUGGUCUGUGCACUGUGGAAUGAUUGGAUCGAAUCGUCGGAACUGGCAGAUACUCUACUGAUUAAUGCUGGCUGGCUCGGUCAUGAGCAGGCUCAGAUGGAUUACGCCAUGUUGUCAGUGGUCUUUAAAUGCCUGCGUGUCUCCACGCGCCACGUCCUGGUGGCCGGUCGGCAGCGACUCCUAGAUGGCGAGAACUAUUUGAAAGUACUGGAACUGAUCUGCUUCAUGGCGCAGCAGCACGGUGGAGUGCGGCUGAAGGCGAUCCUUCUGGUUGGUUUCCGAUGGCGGCUGUUGACAGGUUAUUGCGACGAGCCAAACAGUGGCGAGGUAGCGGAGUGUAUGGCGCACCAGCCUCAGAACUCAGCACGGCGCGACUCGCUGCUUCGCGUGGCUGACCUGACCGCCUUGUUGCGACGUCUUCCGUGCGAGACCCUCCGUGUGGCCGACUGCAGUAUCGAACUGCGUUUCACUGUGGUGGGUGGCUACCAUACGACGCUGAUCAGCAGUAUUCCCAUGGCUCGGCUGGCGAUUGACGACAAUCUGGAGUGCACAAUGUGGAAUGUGGUGGAGGGCGGGUUGCCCGUGUCGAAGGACGGACUGUUGCGCAGCGUGGCCAUUCGGUUGGGGUUUAGUGACACGGUCACAAUUUCUAAAGACCCAGGGGCAGGCCAAGUGCUGUGCGCAAUACAGGCAGGUGAUCCCCGGCUGUCACCCCUUUAUCGCCGCAAGAAAUGGUGCAUCGACGGGUUGAAACAUGAAGAGCUGGAGAAAUUGUCCGGUAUUGCACUGUACUUCCUCGUCACCGUACUGGAGUACUUUUCUCACUUGUAGACAUUUCCUCCACGCUUAGUUAGCCUACAAACGCGGCGCCAAAUUGGUUGGAUAAGGUUGACGAAUUCGAGUGCAUACAGUAGUUAUAACAUGCAUAAGGAAUGGUCACGAAGAAAUCACUGCGCUGGUGUGGUUGUCAAUGAAUGACACCGUGUUCUACAUGAUGAUCUUACUU